Molecule: messenger RNA, 2854 nt
Organism: Xenopus tropicalis (tropical clawed frog)
Lineage: Eukaryota; Metazoa; Chordata; Amphibia; Anura; Pipidae
Gene: dcaf12
Product: DDB1 and CUL4 associated factor 12
Exons: 9
Coding region: 807-2171 (454 amino acids)
Biological process (GO): protein ubiquitination
Cellular component (GO): centrosome; nucleus; cytoplasm
Source: RefSeq, a predicted model, not a curated record
CCCCUAGCGAUGGAUUUGCAGCCAAGUUACCCUUUUUGCCAUCGGCACAUUUUUUCGCUAAACGGCUGCAAAUAUUUGGCGUGAAACAAAUUUCACAGAAAAAGUUGUACGUGCGCCGCUCACGCCACGGGGCAGAUUUACUAAAACUCCAUCCUUUCUCUUUCAUGUUUUAUUUUUUCAAAUUCAACUAAACUCAUCUGUUAUUUACUAUAUAAAAGUCGCACGGAAAAGUCACUGCAAGAAAAUUCUUUAAAAAAAUGUCAAUUUUUCAAAUGGUCAGUACAGGAAUUGAUGUAGAGGCGGCACUGACCCGCAAUAAGCGCUGAGUGAAAGAAAAUAACAGCCAAGGCUUGAGGGCUACUCAGGGCCAGGCUUCAGGCUUGGGUCAUACCACUGUUGUACAGAGGGAGAUUCCCUGCAUUAAUGCUGAGGAGGAGAGGAAGAAUAGAAAUAAACCAAUAAAAUAAGACAAAAAUGUAAUUUAUUUGAUUAAAAAAACAACUUCAAAGCAAUGUUUCUCUUUCCACCCCCGCUGUGCAGUUGGUUCGGCCCAGGACAGGCGUCUCAGCUUGUUACUAUGGAACCCUCCUAGCUCCGCCCCUUUGUGUCCCCGUACUGGGUUGCUAAGGAAACGUGGGAGGGACCUUCUAGGGAGGAAAAAAAAAGUCUUACGUCAUAGCGGCGCGCAAAGGUGAGAGGUCAGGCGGCUGCCGUGCUGGUUCUGUUCCGGUUCCGACUCACUUCUCGUUAUAUGUGCUGUGCGGCGGCCCGGAGCCUCUCCAUGUGGGUGUCGUGCCGGGGGGAGCAUGACCCGGAGAGCAGUUAGCAGGAAGCGGAGGGCGGCUCCUGGAACGGGCCCCGGGGAGCAGUCGGACUGGGAUCACUCGGCCCAUAAACGCAAGAGGCUCCCCCCGGAGAAGAAAUCGCUUGUGUUCUACCUGAAGUCCAGAGAGCUGAAGCCUCACAAUGACUCCAGUUACCUUCGUCUGUUACGCGGCCACGCAGCUUGCACUCUCCCCGGCAUUCUCUCCGAGAGGGAGUUCCACCUGGGGACCCUCAAUAAAGUCUUCGCCUCUCAGUGGUUAAACCACCGGCAAGUGGUGUGCGGCACCAAGUGCAACACCUUGUUCGUAGUGGACGUACAGACGGGGCAGAUAACGAAGAUUCCGAUCCUGAAGGACCGGGAGCCGCUCAGCGGGAGCCAUCAGAGCUGCGGGAUUCACGCCAUUGAGAUUAACCCUUCGAGGACGUUACUGGCGACCGGAGGGGACAACCCAAACAGCAUUGCCGUGUACAGACUGCCGACACUGGACCCUGUCUGCGUGGGGGAUGGUGGGCACAAUGACUGGAUCUUCUCUAUCGCCUGGAUCAGUGACACCAUGGCUGUGUCAGGUGUCUCCCCGGCGGGUACUGCAGGCUCCCGGGACGGCUCCAUGGCUCUGUGGGAAAUGACCGAGGAGAUUCUGAGUAAGAGCGACUUCCAGCAUGGCCUCUCCCGCGUGCCCGUCUAUGCCCACAUCUCCCACAAAGCCCUGAAGGACAUCCCCAAGGAGAGCAGCAAUCCCGUCAACUGUAAGGUGCGGGCUCUGGCCUUCAACAGCAAGAACAAGGAACUGGGGGCCGUGUCUCUCGACGGCUUCUUCCACCUCUGGAAAGCAGAACUGACACUCGCCAAGCUGCUCUCCACCAAGCUGCCGUACUGCCGGGAGAACGUGUGCCUGGCCUACGGGCUGGAGUGGUCGCUCUACGCUGUCGGCUCCCAGGCCCACGUCUCCUUCCUGGACCCGCGGCAGCCGCCCCAGUGUGCCAAGUCUGUGUACUGCCGGGAGCAGGGCAGCGGGAUUCGCUCCGUCAGUUUCUACGAACACAUCGUCACCGUGGGAACCGGCCAGGGGGCGCUGCUCUUUUAUGACAUCCGAGCGCAAAGGUUUCUGGAAGAUUCGACGGGAAGUUGCCGGAAUUCCAAGUACAAAGGGGAUUUGCUGAAGCUCAGCACCGGGAAAGGCUGGCUGAAUCACAAUGAGAUGUGGAUGAAUUACUUCUCCGACAUCGACUGCUGCCCCAACGCCGUUUACACUCACUGUUACGACUCCUCCGGAACCAAACUCUUUGUGGCAGGGGGGCCCUUACCUACCGGUCUCCAUGGCAACUACGCAGGCCUGUGGAGCUAAAUGGGACCCUCUGCUCCACCUCCUUUUCUCUCACCUGAACCAGAAGAGAAAGUUUCUCCUUUAUUCCCCGUUUCUAUCCGGAAGUCGUCCGUCGGCCAAAUCUUAAGUCCGAGCUUUUUACCCUGUCACUUCCUCCGUUUUUACCGUUCUCGCCAACAGUUUUUUUUUUUUUUUAUUUAAUGAUUUUGAGAGCAGAACUCGCCAUUUAUUUUUGUUGUUCUGUUGCCAGAUCCCCCUGCUUGGGAUCCAUUAUACAGGCUCCUCUGUAUUUCCCAUCAGCCAUUCCACUCUCAGCCGCCGCCCCCUUCAUAUCAACCUAAAAACCUUUUUUAACUUACCCUUGGAUUUUUAUUCUUGCCUCGGGCAAGUGGCAGCCGAGGGCUCGGAGGCCUCUCAUUGGUGUCGCUACACAGACUGCAGAGUGUUUCCCACCAAUCGGACAGAACCAGAUUUUCCGUGAAAGUCUGGGGGGAAUAUUGCGUGUACGUGCGCGGCGACUACUCGUUUGUGUGAAGUCAUUGCGGUGAAAAACUGUCGUUAACGUUAUUGGCAAAGUUGAAAAAAAAAAAAGGAAAAAAAAGCUCUUUAUUCUUUCGGGUCCGGCGUCUGGGCCCGGUUUUAGCAUUUUUUUAAAUGUAAAGGAUUCUAAUGGCACUGUAUAUUAAAUCUACAAUAAACCCAAA